AUGGAUUUCAAGCUGAACAACAAUAACUCGUACGAGACCCGACGAACGAUAUUCUUCGAUAAGACCAUCCGAAACUAUGAGGACUUGCCGAGAGACUACCGAGACCAGGUCGGCCUUCAGUUCGGAAGCAAGGACCUAAGCGAUUCAGAGGUUGUGAAAGUGUUCGGAAGGGGCAUCAAUCCGAAAAGAGCGAACCAACUGCUGCGAAUCCUCCACGGACGUCGGGUCGCUGGGACUCUCGACGAUCCAGCCUUUUCGGUCCAUACAUCUUCAUACACCAAGGGUCAGAUUGCCAAGGGCCUCGAGUACCUACGAAAAUCAGUAAAGGUUGAUGAAGUGCUGAACGCGGGCCUCCGAGCUGAGGAUGAGCUUGCACAACUUGAAGUGGAGAAGGAAGCAGCCAAGAAGCCGAAGCAAGCUUCCAAGAAGAACAAGGACGAGGCCGAAACUGCAACCGCCGAGCCAUCCACUCCAGUUUAUAAGCCAGACCCCGUCUAUGGCCACAGCAAACUUGACGAACUCCGGGCUCAGAAUGUCGCAAAGCGGAAGGCGAAGGAAGCCCUUGAGGCAGAAGCACGGAAGGCAGCGGAGGCGAAAGGGGAGGUAAACUCUGGCACUCUGGCUAAUCUCGACCACAAAUCGGAGAGACAGAUCGCUAACCCCAAGAUUGCUGAAUACUAUAAGAAGGCACAGUCUGAUCUAGAAGCUCCUGUAGAACUCAAGCCCUGGGAGCGGGUUCUACCCUCCGCUACUCUCGUUGCUCUCGUCAUUGGCUUCCUAGCUGCUGUAAGCACCGUUUAUGAAGAGCCUGCUCCCCGGUACCGUGUCUUUCCCGAUAUCUCUACUGCGCAUGCGACACUGGGAGCCAUUGUUGCUGUCAACGUGCUUGUCUGGGCAGCAUGGAAGGCCCCUCCUCUGUGGAGGUUACUUAACCGCUACAUGAUCAUCGCUGUCGGUGCUGUUAAGCCAGUUUCUAUGUUCACUGCACCCUUCUCUCACCAGUAUUUUAGCCACCUGCUCAUAAACAUGGUUCCCCUCUUUUUCGUUGGAUCCGCACUACAUGAGGAUAUUGGCCGAGCCAAUUUGCUAACCCUCUAUGUGGGCUGCGGUGCGGUCGGCUUUGUGGGCAGUGUGGCUACAUAUGCUAUGCGAGGCAUGCUAGGCGUUACAACUUUGGGCGCCUCGGCAGCGACGCUGGGUGUUUACGCCGCAUACUUCUGGGAGCAUCGUCUUGAUGGCUACAGAUUCUUUGGGCUACCCCAAGACGGUGUGCCCGGCAUCAUUUUCCUGGCGCUCAUAUGCGUUCCUCAACUUGCUGCCUUUGGUAAGACGGCCAAGUUGCAGAUUGACAUCGCAUCGCAUUUGUGCGGAAUUUUGAGCGGUAUUCUCGGCAUGGAGCUGAUCAACCGAACAAGAAGUGAGCGGGAGAAAAAGACGAUCGAUGUGGCUGGUACUCCCGUCCGAGCGGCACGAUUGCCUCGACCUGAUGAGUCAAUUGAGGGAUCUAACUAG
This is a messenger RNA of Fusarium musae, 1512 nucleotides long. RefSeq lists its product as uncharacterized. Lineage: Eukaryota; Fungi; Ascomycota; Sordariomycetes; Hypocreales; Nectriaceae. Bases 1 to 1512 code for a protein of 503 amino acids. Gene Ontology annotation, cellular component: membrane. Gene Ontology annotation, molecular function: serine-type endopeptidase activity. The transcript is spliced from 2 exons. The record is from RefSeq and is a predicted model, not a curated record.